GUUACAACCUGGAAGGUGUUUCCAUUGCCAUGCAUACAUACUAACCGCAUUUGAAUAGGAGGUUUAGCUUUCCUUCAGGUUUCCUCUUACAUUCCACAGGACCCUACCCCUAGGUCAAAGACAACAAAAGGCAGGAAAGCACUCUGUAAUAGCAUACCACAGGGUAUACAUGAUUGCGACCUUUACAUGGUGUCCCUUUUGGAGGCUCGGCGUUCAGGAGGCGAGGUCGCUUUAGCACGUCGACGACCAGCUGCUGCUGCAGCUACUCGACCAGGGACCCUUGAGGACUUCCCAACAGAAGCAUCUCGCAAGCUUUCAUACCAUAGCAGCUUCAAGGCAUCACACGUCAGGUGCAGUGCAAGUCGCGCCAGGGAUUUGCACGGCGGUGUCGACUGUCGGCGAGCAAUUAGCAGGUCGUCCGGACGCCGGCUAAACAUAACGACUCUCCGAAGAUGGACACAGAACAGCCUACGGCUACUGCUAAUCGCGUGCCUUAUAACUACGCCCGAGGCUCGGCCUCCUCCCGCGGCAUCUGCCGGCAUGCGGACCGCAAACCGAGCCUUCCUCCUCAGCUGGGAGGGCCCUCCAAACCCCAGCUCCCAGUACGGACUCCAGACCGAUGCUUCAGAGCAUCAAGCGGCCGCCACCGGCGCAGCUGCUGGCAUCCCGGGAGCAAAGGUAGCAUUCGCCUUCACAUGGGGAGAUUUCCCCAGCUACACCCCUCGGCCAGGCUUCCAAAGCCGCUACGCCAAGGUCAGUCCUAAACGCUCCCUCCUGUGCGUGGACGAUCCUCCACCUCCCGAAGUCCCACCCGCAUACCCCAUGCCGCCCAGUCCCCAGCCAAUGCCCCCGUCACCAGCCCCACCACCCCCGCCACCUCCACCACGGCCACCACAACCGCCGAGGGCCCCGUUCCAUCCGCCGCCACCGCCUCCGCCUCCGCCACCUAGACCUCUAAGGCCGCCCAGACCCCCACCGCCUCCCAGCCCUGACCCUCCAUCUCCGCCUCCGCCACCGCGGCCGCCUUCACCAUCCCCGCCACCACCGCCGCCGCCGCCACCUCCGUCACCUCGACCACCCUCGCCACCUCCAUCCCCACCACCGCCGCCCUUUCCGCCGCCCUUCCCUCCCUCACCACCUUUGGACUUUUUCCAAAGCAGCUUCCCCAUUUGGUGGGAGGGCGCAACUUUCAAUACGGAGACAGCCAAAACGGACGCCUUGGCUGCCUGGGAUGCGGACGUCUGCGAGCAGCUGUUAGCCAUUGCACCAGACCGAACCCUUUGUGAUGUCUACUUCAACAAGUAUCAGAUGUCCUAUGUCACUCUGACCAGCCUGUAUAGCGGCCAGCUGCUGCUGUACUACAUGCGCAUUAUGCUCUCAACCUACCCCAACAUCGUGUUUGACACGCAGUUCAUGCAAAAGUACGGCAUUCGGAAGGUCCACGUGUACUGGAACGUACCACCGCCGGCCAAGCCACCACCGCCGCCGCCAAUGCUCCCGCCCCCACCGCCACCGUCACCGAUUCCAACGCAGCCUGGGUGACGCUGAGGCUGCUGCCGCCUGUUGUGAACUGCUGAUACCUGUUGGACGAUCCCAUGAGGCAUGAGCUCGCAUGAGCCGCAUAACAAGCUAUUGCAGGGUAGUGCCGUGGGGAGUUACAAGCAGUAGCGUAGCACUGUUGUGGGUUGAAAGGAUAGAAUGUUUCCGCUUGCUAACGCACAGAUGUAUGCCAUACAACACGUACAGUUAUGCUGUCUGGGGAAGCGGAGGAAAAUGCAUGCAGCUGACCUUCAAUGCAAAAGGGGGUGAUAGAUAGGCAUUGAGGAAUGUGCGUGCUUGUGAAAAAUAGGCGGUCAAAAACCGCGUGCUGACCAGCAACGGUCUCUAGGGCGAUUGGGCUUCUUUAGUUGCAUUUGUAGGGCGGCCGUGCAGGAGGGUACGGUCAAGCGUCGUAUCGUGAUUGUAGAUAGGGCCGUUGGUGCAGCUACUGUUUAAUAGGGGUAGAUCCGGUCAUCCGGAUAUAUAAGCAAAGGCAUGGAGGAAUCUGGAGUACUAGUACGUAAUUCUUUCUUUCGAUUGUGACCGCUGUUGGUACGGCAUGUGCCGGGCUUGGGGCCCAAGAGCUGUGUGAGCAGCAUGUGCGUGUCUGUCUGGACGAGGCGUUGUGGGUGUGGGAGGUUCCAUUUGCUUAAUCCCCGCCUCUGCGUAGCACGCCCCCCCGUCGAGAGUAUACCGCAUAUAGGCUGCUUAAGGUGCGUACCGCACCGUCAUCUGUAGCAAACAUAGUCGUGAUCCUUCUUAGGCUAGCUUUAACAGGACAUGCUUAUUCAUGAGGCUCCAUUCUUCGUAUUGAAGUGCGUUCCCAACAAUUGUCACCAUUGCUGCGAACGCUCAGAUGAGUUCUCACCUCUGUCAUGGUUAAGGGGUGUGCGCGUCUGCUUGCUGGGUGAUGUGCGUCGUGAGCAUUAAAGGAGGCAGGGCACGGGCUGUCGCUACAUUACCUUCUGGUUGCUCACCUGCCAGCGUUUAAAUUUGUAAGCAUUGCAGUUUUGUCUGUAAAGCCAUAUGCUCUGAUGCGAUAUUCAUUUAAACGAG
This is a messenger RNA of Astrephomene gubernaculifera, 2595 nucleotides long. NCBI's taxonomy places the organism in Eukaryota, Viridiplantae, Chlorophyta, Chlorophyceae, Chlamydomonadales, Astrephomenaceae. The record is from the annotation of a GenBank genome assembly.